Oryzias latipes (Japanese medaka) is the source of this 1120-nucleotide messenger RNA. RefSeq names its product fat storage inducing transmembrane protein 1 (gene fitm1). Gene Ontology annotation, biological process: lipid storage; lipid droplet organization; phospholipid biosynthetic process. NCBI's taxonomy places the organism in Eukaryota, Metazoa, Chordata, Actinopteri, Beloniformes, Adrianichthyidae. Gene Ontology annotation, molecular function: coenzyme A diphosphatase activity. Gene Ontology annotation, cellular component: endoplasmic reticulum membrane. The record is from RefSeq and is a predicted model, not a curated record.
UUUAAAAACUAUGCGCUCUGCUGCAUGCCUGCCUCUGGGAGUGGAGCUCAUGUGCCUUUUGGCAGACAAAAGGCAGGAGGGCAAACAUUAGCAGGGCUCUCUAGCUAAAAACACAGAUUAUUUAAAAAAAAAAAAAUGGAUCCAAAGACUGGAAACUCCUGGAAGGGCCUCGUCUCAGAGCUGGAAAGGUUUCACAUGAUAGCUACAGAGCUGAAGGUGUCAGGCAGAUUCCUCCUCAGACCUCUGGAUGCAGCUCUGCAGAUGCUUACCAACCUACUAGCCAGGAUUUUAGGGAGCAACCUGGUCCGAAGACAUUUCCACCUGGUGCUGUCUGGCCUGGUCCUCUUUGGACCUUUGCUGAGUUUCUGGGUAUCCAAGCACAACAUCUUUGCGAACAGCAACCAUUUCCUUUACAGGAAGUUCCUCAGAUCCACUUGGGGCUGGACCUGCAUCCUUACCGGCUCCUUCGUCCUCCUCCUCUCCUUCUCUGCUUGUCGAUCCGUCCCGGUUUCCCUCCGCCACUUCUCUCGGAUAGGGCUGGCAGGUUUGCUCUGGUGGGGGACUCGACGCCUCCUCACCCUGCUGGAGGACGCAGCGGGGAGCUGUUAUGAACCCAUGCCCCCCGCCCAGGAUGUCCAGAGCCCUGCUGCAGCAGCACAGCCUCCCCUGCUGCUGCAUGAAGACCAAACCAAAGCCUCCUGCCUUAGAGCAAAUCUACUUUGGAGGGGUUAUGAAGUGUCCCAGAACGUGCUGAUUCUCUGUUUGUGCUGCUUGCUCCUCCUGGAGGAGAUUUCCGUCUUCGGCCGACACUUAUCCCACGAGAAACGCCAGCAGAGGUCACCUGGAGCUCCGAUAAGAAUCCUCUUCCUUCUCUGUGUGGUCCUGCUCAUCAUGUGGAUGUUCUUGCUUCUCUGCUUGCUUGCAAACUUCCCCAACUGGCCGUCCCAACAGCUGGGAGGAGCGCUGGGCUACCUUGGCUGGAGAGGACUCUAUCAGGGAUGGUACCGGCUGAACCUGAGAUGGUGCUGCCCCGGCUUACCAGGAGAGGAACUUUUUAUCACCUCUGGCUCUGUGAAGGAGCCCAAACGGCUCUGAAGGAUGUUUUUCAAAGUAAGACGUG